This is a messenger RNA of Neopsephotus bourkii (Bourke's parrot), 477 nucleotides long. It is a transcript of the gene IER3, whose product is annotated as immediate early response 3. Lineage: Eukaryota; Metazoa; Chordata; Aves; Psittaciformes; Psittacidae. Gene Ontology annotation, biological process: DNA damage response; negative regulation of apoptotic process. The record is from RefSeq and is a predicted model, not a curated record. The coding region runs from base 1 to 477 and encodes 158 amino acids. The transcript is spliced from 2 exons. Gene Ontology annotation, cellular component: nucleus.
AUGACCGUGCCCAUGAUGGCAGCGGCCGCCGCUACCACAGCGUGCCCGGGCCGGGGCUGGAGCCCCCGGGGGCCCGGCGGCGGUUAUCCCGGUGCCGUGGCCCCUUCCCCUCCUCGGUACUUCACCUUCGAGACCCCACUGGGGCCCCGCUCCCCGACCAGGCCCCGUCGGAAGCACCGGAGGGUUCUUUACCCGCCUGCUGUCCGGCGCCCCCCCCCAAUGGAAGAGCCAAACGGUGCCAAGAGGCUCCUGCUGCUGCUGUUGGCCGUGGUGAGCGCCCAAGUGUACAGCACCCCCGGGGAAGUGACCCUUGACGUGGUUCCAUCCAGCCCAAGCACACCGGGACCAGCACCCAUUGAACCUGUUGGGACACCCAAUGGGACAUUGGCACCUAUGGCACCUUCUAUGGGUGCUUCUUGCCCCCCGUUGCUGAUGGCACCCAGUCUGCACCCUAUCAACUGUGUUGGUGCCCAUUGA